ACACGAUAAUAUUAUUGAAUUAGUCAUUUGGAUAUCUCUGAUUUUUGUAUAUAUUAGGAUUUCAUUGUAAAUUUGGCUUAACGCACAGUUUAAACGGGAUAUGAACAUAACGUUAACGAUACAAAAAGGUAUGGCAAGAAUCGUUUUCCUAUUUCUGACGAUGUUGACAAUAGUGUUUGGUAACAGUACAGUAAUUCUCAAAACUAAGCUGGGUAACAUAAAAGGCAUAUCUUCCUCCUUCACAUUUGAUAACUAUACAAGAAACUACAAUGAAUUUAGGAAUAUACCAUUCGCAAAACCACCUGUUGGCGAUCUUAGAUUCCACCAGCCCGUCCCUUAUGGCGGAUGGAGUGAUACUUAUGAUGCCACCCGUUUUGGACCAUCUUGUAUCCAAUCAGUGAAUGGUGUGGUGAAUCAAUACGUACCAAAUACAAAUACAUCAGAAGAUUGUUUAGUACUUAACAUAUAUGUUCCUUCUGGAUCUUCAGAGUCGAAUGCAAAAUCAGUUAUUAUAUGGGUUCAUGGAGGUGGAUAUUACCUUGGACAAGGAAUGUUUUAUGACGGCUCAUAUCUCAGUGGCAUUGGUGAUGUAAUUGUAGUAACAAUAAAUUACAGAUUGGGACCUUUUGGAUUUUUCAGCACUAUGGACGAUGUGGCACUCGGAAAUUAUGGACUUUGGGACCAACAAAUGGCGAUUAAAUGGGUGCAUGACAAUAUUGAAAGUUUUGGAGGGAAUCCAAAUUCUAUAACAAUAGCUGGUCAAUCUGCAGGUGGUUUUAGCGUUGCACUACAAGCUAUCUAUCCAGCAAAUAAGGGACUGUUCCAUCGGGUGAUAGCACAGAGUGGCGCGAGUAACUCAUUUAUCACCAUGUCUACCGCUGCUAGAAAAAGUGCAAAGCUACUUUCAGUGAAACUUCAUUGCAAUGAAAGUCUUACGCAAGAGACUCUAACAUGUCUGAGAAAUAAAACUGCCAAACAGAUACUUGAUGUCUUUAAUACAAUACCCACGAGUACAUAUAGCAUUAAUGGUUCCAAGAACGUGUAUUUAGAUCUUCCAUUUGCCCCGGUUGUUGAUGGAGUGUUUCUGAAACAAUCACCACAAAAUAUUCUGUAUGGUAAACCGUCACCGGAGCUUGAAUUUUACAAAUCAUUAGAUGUUAUUUUUGGUGCCUGUGAAUUAGAAGGGAUAGCAAUACCAUAUGGCAUAAGGGAAAUAGAAAACAGACUUUCCUUUAAUGUUUCUGAGGGAAUACCUUUCGAUUAUUUUCGAAAUCAUAUUAUACCAGUUGUUGUGGAGUUAUAUUUCAACAAUAAUUCAGCUUUGGCAUCUGAUAUCUACAAACAGUUUUUAUCUAGUAUUUCUCCACAGGACCAAGCUGUAAAUGUUGUGAAUUUGUACAGUGAUUUGUUCUUUUACUUCCCCGAGAUAGUUAGUUUGAAAUCUCAUGCCAGUGGAAACCACAACAUAAAACAGUACCUGUACAGUUUUAGGCCACGUACGAUGUUCUCCGAACAGAUGAGUGCCUUGUUUCCCUGGUACAAAGGCAAUGGUCACGGAGCUGACCUGUAUUUUCUCUUCCCAUUCCGAGGACAAGAAUCCAAUAUGACAACAGCAGACAGGAUAGUUGGAACAAUGCUUAUGAAAUAUUGGAGUAAUUUUGCUAAAACGGGGCAAGUUUAUUUAAAAGUGAAUGUGAACGGACCUGGAUUAGUGCACUGGCCAACGUAUGAUGAGACUACAAAGAAAUAUGCCUUGUUGGAUAUUAAUACUGUCAUCAAUAGCAAUUUGUAUGGAAACAGAAUUGAGUUCUGGUCGAAGAUUAUGAAUUUGAACCAACCAGGACCAACAACGCCCUGUUCAAGACCAGAGUGUAUCUUAGGACGAAAAUAACUUGAAUAUAAACAUGAAAAUGAUAAGAAUAUGUGUGUUUGAUUUUAUUUGAGGAAUGCUGAAAUUAAACUUCAUACUAUUGAGAAA
This is a messenger RNA of Mytilus trossulus (common blue mussel), 1978 nucleotides long. Its product is annotated as carboxylesterase 1D-like. NCBI's taxonomy places the organism in Eukaryota, Metazoa, Mollusca, Bivalvia, Mytilida, Mytilidae. The record is from RefSeq and is a predicted model, not a curated record. The transcript has 3 exons. Bases 101 to 1891 code for a protein of 596 amino acids.